AUGUUAUGGGAAUGUUUCUCGCAUGAAAUUCCUGAUCUUGAUUCUAAGCGACGCCGUGCACUUCUCGAAAUAGAUCAUGCAAACUUUCAAUGGUUUCAUAUCAGGGCUUGUGUAGUAUCUGGUGUUGGUUUCUUUACGGAUGCAUAUGACUUGUUUGUCAUAAAUUUAGUUUCUACUAUGUUAGGUUAUAGUUACUUUGACAAAAGUGGUGUCCUUCCAGCAACUGUCGAUAUGGGAUUAAAAAUGUCUGCUGCAUGUGGGACUCUAAUGGGUCAAGUAUUCUUUGGUUGGUCCGCAGAUCGGUAUGGGCGUAAAAAAAUUUAUGGCUUAGAACUAUCAAUAAUGGUCGUCGCGACGAUCGGCUCUGCGAUGGUUGCGGAUUCAUUUGCUACUACUAUUUGGGGCUCACUAAUGUUUUGGCGGUUCAUAUUAGGCAUAGGAAUUGGUGGUGAUUACCCUUUGUCAGCUGUUAUAACGAGCGAAUUUGCAACGAUAAAGAAACGAGGAGCCAUGAUGGCAGCCGUUUUUGCUAUGCAAGGCUUUGGGAUUUUAUCUGCAGCUAUAAUUUCAGUGGUUACUUUGACGAUCUUCAGGGACAAGAUAAUCAAUGAUUUAAGGUACAUUGAUUGUGUAUGGCGAAUAGUAUUAGGAUUUGGAGUGGUUCCAGCAAUUACAGCAUUAUAUUUUCGACUGACAAUCCCUGAAACACCACGUUAUACUAUGGAUAUAUUGCAAGACAUCGAACGAGCAGCUCAUGACAUCAAUAUCAUAUUGUUGAAGGAUAAACGGGGUACGCGUACUCAAGAUAAACCUACUUAUGCUGUAGAAACUCCCCACGCCACAUGGGAGGAUUUUAAAAAUUACUUUAGUCAAUGGAAAAAUGGUAAACUUUUAAUAGGAACCUCGGUCUCGUGGUUCGUAUUGGAUGUUGCAUUUUAUGGCAUAGGAUUAAACAAUGCGAUCAUUUUACAAGCCAUCGGUUUUGCGACUAACCCGCAUCCCUAUGAUGCACUAUGGAAUUUGUCCGUUGGCAAUAUUAUCAUUAAUAUGUUGGGCUCGGUUCCAGGAUACUGGCUUACAGUUUUUCUAAUAGAUAAAUGGGGACGUAAAAAGAUCCAAUUAAUGGGAUUUAUCGUUCUUUCUAUACUAUUUUUAGUUUUGGGAUUUACUUAUGAGUAUCUCUUGUCACAACCUAUGUUAUUUCUUAAUUUUGGGCCAAACGUAACGACAUUUGUUGUACCUGGUGAAAUUUUUCCCACAAGAUAUCGUUCAACCGGACAUGGGAUAUCAGCAGCAUCAGGAAAAUUUGGAGCAAUCUUAGCACAAGCAGGGUUUGCUCAAUCUAGAAAUAUAGGUGGUAAAGACAAGUUUGUCCCUCAUUUAAUUCAAAUUUUUGCUUUGUUCAUGGUUUUUGGAAUUUUUUCGACAUUAUUGAUACCUGAAACAAAAAAUCUAUCAUUGGAAGAAUUGUCAAACGAAACUCAAAUUGGAUUUGUUAGGCGACCGCAUAAACGAAGACACGUGGUUUAA
Dentiscutata heterogama is the source of this 1530-nucleotide messenger RNA. The record is from the annotation of a GenBank genome assembly. Lineage: Eukaryota; Fungi; Glomeromycota; Glomeromycetes; Diversisporales; Gigasporaceae.